AAUAUCAUGGAAAUGAUGGCGGCUGGACAACACCUUAUAUUGUGGUACCCUGUGUUAAUCUGCAGGCCGUCCCCGCCACAUUGCUGCCCUGAGGAGAUAUUAACCAAAGGCAGAAGACAUGCAACGGAACACCUCGAUGGCUGGCAGAAUAGUAAUACGGACGGAGUAUCGUGCAAUGACUCAGCACCUUUGCAUCAGCGAUAGUCCUGGUAUAUGGCUUCACGUUGGCUGUUUCUUUGGGAUUUCGAUGGCUAUCCCGAGGGAGUUUGGGGAUGAAGAACGCAAUGUACACAAUUAUGUACACCGGUUCAGGCGAGACCACAACAGUCAGACGGCUCGCUCAGGCCGCAAUUCCGAACCAUGGUGCAUAUUCUGCAGGUAUACAGCGACACAGAGCAACGAAAUAGACGCGCAAUCAUCGAAAGGAUACAGUUCGAAUCACAGAAUAUCUAACCCAUCUGCGAGAGAGUGGUUAUCUACCGCAGGGCUGGCCGGUUUCAUCAGAGCGAGUGGAGCCGUCCCAGUGCCCAUCAUGAGUGGAUACCGAAGCACGCUCACGACAGAUCCAUCCCAUGUCUCAGCUUCUGGAAGGAUGCGGCAAUAUUCACGCGACGCCGUGGCCCGUGGCACGUACAGUAAAUUGCACAAUCGAAGUGCAGGUGGCACGGCGCCAACAUCAGUGACGCACAGAACCGGUCCUUUCUCCCCAGACUCACUCCCUGCUCUACCCCAGAGUUUCCACAACACCACGGACGCACACAAGCCAUGGCGAUGACGCCGGCCGUAAAGGCGAAGCAUAUCAGCGGGGCAGACAGGGUCACGAAAAAGGAACGGGUAGCUGCCGAGAAGCGUGAA
Messenger RNA from Westerdykella ornata, 855 nucleotides. RefSeq lists its product as uncharacterized. The transcript has a single exon. NCBI's taxonomy places the organism in Eukaryota, Fungi, Ascomycota, Dothideomycetes, Pleosporales, Sporormiaceae. The record is from RefSeq and is a predicted model, not a curated record. The coding region runs from base 119 to 775 and encodes 218 amino acids.